Drosophila suzukii is the source of this 3883-nucleotide messenger RNA. Its product is annotated as protein unc-93 homolog A. NCBI's taxonomy places the organism in Eukaryota, Metazoa, Arthropoda, Insecta, Diptera, Drosophilidae. Gene Ontology annotation, biological process: regulation of potassium ion transport; regulation of muscle contraction. The record is from RefSeq and is a predicted model, not a curated record. Gene Ontology annotation, molecular function: potassium channel regulator activity. Gene Ontology annotation, cellular component: plasma membrane; striated muscle dense body.
CCUGCCAGCUUUUCAGUGUGUUUCUGGAGCAGUUCGCGUGCGGCAGUGUUUUUGUGCAGUGUGUUGAGUGGCUAAAAGUGCUGGCUUGUUUAGAGAUUUACAAACAAUUUUUCGACCCCAUUCAAAGUGCAUAUAAGUUCUCCGAAAACUUCAAAGCAUCCCACACACACUGCAUCGGAACUUUAUUUGCAUUGCAAGCAACGUAUAUGUACAUUUAUAAACAGAUUUGGGGGGGCGUGGCAGUUCGGCGACGGACAAUGAACCCGCCCACGCAGGAAGGACAAUAAUUUUCAGACUGGAUUGGCAUGGGAUGUCAGUGGAGGAGCGGCAUGAGUUCGCCUUUUUGGAGCGAUGCCAGUUCUGGAAUCGGAGCGGCCCUAGAAUCCAAAACCACAUAACUCCACGGCGAUAAGUAACGAUAAGUUGGCAACAAUCGCCGGAAAUGGGCAGUCUGCCAAAUCUUCACGAGCUGGAGGAGGCGGAGCGCAAGCGGGAGAAGCGGCGGGAGUACGAGCUGUUGCUGGAGCAGCGGGCCCGCGACACCAGUCGGGAGCGAGAGCGACUCUCCGCUUUCGCCCAGCAGCGCAAGCAAUCUUCGUAUAAUGCUUAUAUAAUGGCUGGUCUGGGGAUUGGCGGAGGAGGAUCCUUGAGCCUCAAUGCAGCCGGGGUAACGGCCACCGGAAACGGAGAGCUUCCCAGUGGCAAUGGAACGAAUGCCGUUAAAUCGCAGAACCAGGCAAACCAGGGUACAGGAUCUGGGAUGGCGACCAGUACGGGUGCUCCGGUGGUCACCAGUGGUUUUGCUUUGCUCGGAAUGGGCAAAAAGUAUGCCCCACACUCGCACCACCAUCAGCAUCAGCACCACCAGCACCAUCAGCACCGCCAUUCGCUGACCACCAGGCACAGAGUGCUCCGGACCCGCAGUUCUGGCGGAGCCCAGAACGUCUGGGACGAGCAGAUGAUGGAGCAGCACUUGGCAACAUACUCGCCGUCGCCCAUUUCAACCCGGUCACAUCGCAUAAAUCCGGUAUCAUCGUACCAGGUGCAGGCUGCUCUGGCGGCCUCGCGUCGUCGGGAGUCGAUAAACAGCUCCAUUGGGGCCACCUCCAUCCGGCGGCUGAUAACGCUGAAUAACCGGAAUUGCCGGCACAAGGUGCCUGCCCAUGUGAGGCAGAAGGUGUGGCGUCAGUUUAGCUGCUUGAGCCUGGCCCACGGACUGAUGAACUGCGUCCUGCUGCCGGUGAUAGCGCUGCAAGGCUCCAAUGCGGUGUGGCACCAUCGGGAGCAGUGGUUGCCCCUUGGUCCCGAGAUUGGAUCCCUUCUACUCAGUGCUCUAUUCCUGGUGGCCGCUGGGAUGAGCCUGCCCAGCAUUCGACUGAUAAAACGAUAUGGCUAUGGGCCUCUUUUGGUGGCCAACUACAUGGCGGUGGUUCUCUUCCUCCUUUCGCAUCUGUACGCCUCCAUUUACACCCUUCUGCCGGCCUAUUUGCUGCUCGGCGUGACCAUAAGCGGAUCUGCUGGCUCCAAAGCGUCCCUGAUCGUCCACUUUGGCGGGAAGCUGAGCUGCUCCUGUGAGUCCCAGCCGUCCCAGGCGGCGGUGGAUGUUUUGCACGAAGAGCACAAGAUGUUCUGCAAUCGAGAUCAAAAGGUGAGACGUCUGGCCAGGUGGUUCAGGGUUUCCCAGGACCUGGGACUCAUCGGUGGAGCUCUGCUGGCCUCCAUUUUGCUGGCCUGCAGUGAUGGCGACUUUACGGGCGAUUGCUCGGGGCUGGUCUACUAUGGGAACGAGAGUUGGCCACCGCAACUGAGGGAUUUCUACAAUAGGAACGAGCAUGGCGACAGGAUCUGUGGUGCCGACAUGUGUCCCCUGAGGGUGCAAUCCCUGUUGGCAGGGGGAUGGGCCAAUGGCAGCUCCAUACCCAGUUCCAUCUAUGCUGGAUUCAUCGAAAGCGAGCCCCGGGUGGCCGGACAAUCGCUGCUGUGGCUGUAUGUCCUCUUCGCGGUGAUAUCCUUGGUCCUUUCCCUGGUGAUGAUGGUGGACAAGGUCCAGGCCACGAGCUCAUCGCGGCCGGAACGUUUGAGGGAUGUGAGCAUCACGGAUACCCUGCUGUUUGCCGGUCCCUUGGCUUAUUUUGUGGGUACGGAACAGGCCUACAUGUUGGGCGACUUCCUGAGGGCCUUCGUCACCUGCUCUUUGGGCAUCGGAAUGAUUGCCGGCGCCCUGAUUGGCAUGGGUCUUAUGCAGCUCAUCGUCUCCUGCACCCUGAGCAUGCUCCUGAGGCACGUCAAGAGGAUCGUCGUAAUUUUGGCCGGCUUCUUCUUUCACUCCUGCCUGCUGCUGGCCCUGUCCAGUUGGAAGCCCUCGAGCGACGACAGUGCCCUGUUCUACGUAAUUGCCGCCUCGUGGGGCGCCUGCAAUGGGAUGUGGGAGACCCUGCUGCUCUCACUGGUCACCCUCAACCAUGCCAGUCAUGUGACGGAGGUCCAGGCGCCCCUGCUGGCCCUUCGAUUCCUGGGCUUGGGCCUGACCUUCGCCGGACACGGCUUCCUCUGCGAAUCGAUGAAGAUCAUUGCCCUGGUCGUGCUCCUGGUGAUCAGUGUGCCGCCGUAUGCCACCCUGGAGAUCCGAUUGGAGGCGCAGCGCAAGGCGACGCUCGUCAGCUUAUGACGCAGCAUCUUCAGCUAGUCCCGACGGAUGCGACGGGAUGUUGUGGCCCGGACGCAUACCAUGUGACAUGUUCCGGACACGGAUUCGGAUGCGGACACACAGCCGCAGCCGGAUCUCCUCCAAUCGCAACCCGUCAGUAUUGAACGAGAGACACAUGUCAAACGACGCCAGAUGCGGGAUGCGGAUGCGGAUAGGGAUACAGUAUAGGUAUAGACAGAGAUAUCGGGGAUCUAUAAUCUUCAAACAUGUUGGUAGAGUAACUAAAAAGAUCCAGGAGCUUAAACUGAUAUAUUCCAGUAACCGAUAAACCCAAUCGGUUCUUGACUUCUGUCCGCUGGCCUAGAGUAUAAGACUAGUUCAUAAGUUUGAUCUAUACCCAUAUAUCUUCGAUAUGGGUGCAUUCUCAAUUCGUAGCAUUUGCCAGUGCCAGUAAUGUUGUUCCAUGUCUAUAACUUAUCUAUCAAAUAGAAAGAAACAAAGAGAAGGGGGAGAAGAGCUUUACGAGCCACAAUAAGCAUGUAAUGUAGCAUGUAGAACGUUAUAUAUGUACGCGUAUGUAUAUCCGAUCUGAGACGAUACGAUAUCAAUUGCUGUAUCUAGAUAUGUAUGUGUUUUGCCCUAAAAGGUUUUUCUGCCAUCAGUGUGUAUUUCAUAAAGCAUACACCUAAGCGUACUUCGUCUAUUCAAUUCGAAACUCCAAUUUGCAAUUCCCAAACCGAACCGAUUCGAUCCGGUCCAGAAUUAAUGUAUGUUAUGUAUGUGUUUAAUCGGUGUUAUGUGCAUUAUGUAGGUUUCGAGACCCUCCAAUUUCAACUACCUACAGGUAGACGGUAUACCUAUCCCGAUUCAGAUAAAGCCACUGCUAACUGUUAUGAUAACAAGGUGAAAUCCUAAGGUCUAAGGUCUAAAAACAACAAUGUUAACAUUUUGAGAAUUUUGAGAAUAACCAUUUUGUGACCGCUGACGAUUUCAUACAUCGGGCUAAGUAUUGCAUGUAUGUUGCUAGCCAUAUACUAUAUAUACACAUAGGCAUAGUAUAUAUUUUUUUCUUAGCAGCGGUUCCAUCUGAAUAUUGAAUAAAGCAAAUCGCAAACGAGUUAAACCGGGGAGACGAGAAGUCAAAAACGAUAGGAUCGAGUUAUACGUGUAUUGGAUGUGUAUUGUAUAUUGUAGGUGUCCAUCUCCAGAUCUAAUAAACAAUCCAAAACAAGUGUA